Oryzias latipes (Japanese medaka) is the source of this 2132-nucleotide messenger RNA. RefSeq names its product nucleoporin 62 like (gene nup62l). Lineage: Eukaryota; Metazoa; Chordata; Actinopteri; Beloniformes; Adrianichthyidae. Gene Ontology annotation, biological process: RNA export from nucleus; protein import into nucleus. Gene Ontology annotation, molecular function: phospholipid binding; structural constituent of nuclear pore. Gene Ontology annotation, cellular component: nuclear pore; nuclear pore central transport channel. The record is from RefSeq and is a predicted model, not a curated record.
CAUGUUGAAAGUGGCGUCACUUCCUUUAGCUACAACAGAAAGUAUGCUCAAAGAAACGUUUGGUCAGUUACCCACGUUUUUUUUAAAGAUGCUUCGCUAGUAUUAUUAUAUUUACCGGCACAGUGAAAGAAUUAGUUAUUAGACUAUGAUUUAAAAUAUCCGUGGCUAACGUAAGAAGUCCUCUCAUUAGACGGUUUUUCUUCGGUGAAGCUAGUUGAACCGGCAGCUCGUGCUAGCGACCCGCCAAAAACUGUGGUGAAAGAUACCAUUUUGUUCGUAAGCUGUAAAGUCAUUUUGUUUUUAUCAGAGGAAGAACAUGAGUGGCGGAUUCAACUUCGGGCAACCUUCGGGUUUUGCCUUCGGAGCGCAGAAGACCACAGCGGCCGCUCCGGCCCCGGGCUUCAGUUUAACGAACUCCACGGCUGCGGCUUCGGGAACGGGCUUCUCUUUUGGCACUCCGACUCAGAGUCAGACCAACGCCAACCCGACCGGUGGCUUCAGUUUUGGCGCACCGGCUAAGAACUCUUCCGCCGGCGGCACCGGCUUCUCCUUUGGCACACCCAACGCCGCCGCCGCCACCGGCACGUUCGGCCUGGCCACGACUACCCAAACCACCGCCGCCACUGGGUUGACCUUAGGCUCCUCGGCCGCUCCAGCUGCGGGGUCCGGCUUCACCCUGGGCGGGAUGUUGUCUUCGCAGACGAACAGCGCCGCUCCAGCGGGAGGGGGCUUCAACUUUGGGGCUACCUCCCAGGCCCCACCCGCAGCGACAGUUGCACCUACAACAACCACCGCAUCAGGUGGCAUGGCUUUCGGAGGGUUCAGCUUCGGAGCGCCGAAAGUCCAGGUGACCUCAGCUGCAAGCACAACCAUCGCAGCGGGGGGAGGAGGCUUCAGCUUCGGGACCCCUGCCCCCUCCACCCUCACCCAGCCAGCCCCAGCAGCUGCAGCUCCAGCAGCUCCAACCCAGGGUGGAGGGUUUAACUUCGGAAUUAAACCCUCAUCAACACCAGCUCCUCCCGCAUCCACCCAGUCAGCCCCCACCCAGUCAGCCCCCACCCUAGGCCUGUCUCUGUUUGCGUCACCUAUCAUCACAACCUCUGCAGCAGCGCCAACUUCAGGUUUUACUUUGGGUGCAGCUCCAGCGUUGUCAACCAGCAUGGCAGCAUCCACAGCUGCAGGUACAGCUCCAUCCUUCAUGCUCAAGCCUCUGGGGUCCGUUGCCAGCACAGCAGCAAACACCGGCUCCACCACCACCACAACAACUGCAGCUGUCACAGCUAAUGCCACCGCAGGCUUCACGCUGGGAUUCAAACCUCCGACCAUCUCAAGCUCCACAACAGCCUCCACAGCAACAGCCGUUACAACCACCACCACGGCCCCUCCGGUGAUGACCUACGCCCAGCUGGAGGGUCUCAUAAACAAGUGGAGUCUUGAACUUCAGGACCAAGAGAGGCAUUUCUUACAGCAGGCAACUCAGGUCAACGCUUGGGACAGAAUGCUGGUGGAGAACGGGGAAAAGAUCACGUCUCUGCAUAAGGAGAUGGAGAAGGUGAAGCUGGACCAGAGAAGGCUCAACCAGGAGCUCGAUUUCAUUCUGUCCCAGCAGAAGGAGCUGGAGGACUUGCUUUGCCCUCUGGAAGAGACUGUGAAGGAGCAGAGCGGAACCAUCUACAUGCAGAACGCAGACGAGGAACGCGAAAGAACAUACAAGCUCGCUGAGAACGUGGACGCCCAGCUGAAGAGGAUGUCACAGGACCUGAAGGAGAUCAUUGAGCACCUGAACACAUCCAGCGGGCCGGCAGACACCAGUGAUCCACUUCAGCAGAUUUGCAAGAUCCUGAAUGCUCACAUGGAUUCGCUGCAGUGGAUCGACCAGAACUCUGUCCUGCUGCACAGAAGAGUGGAGGAAGUGUCCAAACAGUGCGACACCCAGCGCAAAGAGCAGGAGAAGACCUUUCGUCUAACCUUUGACUGAUUUGUUUUUUGGCUCAGUGCUUAUUUUUCCCAUUUUGCUUUGGAUUUUCUCCUUUAUUAUACUUCUAUUGUGUGUUGCAAAACUAUUUUAAAUGCAAUCAUCUUUAUAAUUGUAUCUACCUGAAUAGAAUGAUUAAAAACAAAUUUUGAACUUU